AAUGUCUGAUAAUAUCAGGUACAAAAUAAUGAACGGAAGGGAUUGACAGGAAAAGGAUACAGUAUUAUGUAAUAUAGGACGCCGCCACAGAAAUAGACUCCGUGUCUCAUUGUACAGUAGUACAGAACCGUACAUGAGAAGGUUCAAAUGUUUCCUGAAAGGUUUGCAUAUUUUGAUAGCGAUUCAAACCUUCGGUAAACUAAACGGCGCAGAGUCAAGAGAGUUAAAGACGGAAGAGCAGCUACUGCUGUGGAUACAUUCUCUUCAUUGUAAAAUCUAAAUGGCUCUGCAGAUGUGAUGGAAACAUGGCAUAUCCUGGUCUGGCGUAUUUGUCUGAUCCUGGCCCUCUUGCCGCACCUCCACCAGUGCCUGUCAGUGCAUUUCCAGAACAAGGAUCUCCUUUAUGUGGCUCUGGGGAGAGACCUGGUCCUGCAGACCCAGUUCCAGAUUACACCAACAGAGAGGAUCGUCAUGGUGAUUUGGGACUACACGCCUGAGAAGGGUCAGGGACAGGUCAGGCUGGCCGAUCACCAAGAUUCACCUGGCAAUCCAAUAGACCAGAAGGGGGUCUUAUUUAGGGUGGAGAAUAUAAAUUCAUCUAACUAUGGAGUCUACAUCAUCACUGUGACUAACCAGAUGGGGAACGAGGAAGCAGCACAGAUACUUGUUAGAGAGAGUGUUGCUGCUCCUGUGGCGUCUCUGUCCCUCCAGUGUGAGGUGGCCAAUGACAGGGCACAGUGGGACAGCCCAGUGGUUUCCUGGUUGGUGGAUGGGUUAGAGGUCUCCAAUCAGACAGCCAAUCUCUCUGCAGAUGGCAGGAACCUAUACAUGUCUGGAAUGAAGGGCCACAACUACACAUGUGUGGUCAACAGCAGUCUGGGGACCAGUGUUACAAACUACAUCACUGAUUCUCCUACACCAUCCCAAAGUAACCAAUCCUGUGAGACGUGGUGUGUUGUAAUAUUGGUCACCAUCGUCAUCAUCAUCAUCAUCAUCAUCAUAAUAGUGAUUCUAAAGAAAUGUGGAUGUCUCUCCUGGAGAUUCAAACAGAGGAGGACGAAUGGGAUUAUAUGACUUUAGGAGUUCCCUCACGUUCCAUUAUCAGUCUUAUGACAUUUUGUUACACACUGAACGAUCACACAAGUCUUUGGCACAGAUGGGCACCUGCGGAGAUGGUAUGAUAUGAGAAGUUUAAAUGUAAUAUUCUAUUGCAGUAUGUCACUCUACCAGACACCAAUGAUCAUUCCUAUUAAGAGCAGUGGCCCUAUUCCGCAUCAAUAAAAUAUAUUGAUAUGCCUUUUUAUCAAAUUCAAUUGCAUUUGUCACAUGUUUAGCUGAUGUUAUUGUGGGUAUAGUGAAAUGCUUGUUAUUGGUGUAUUUGUAUGCUGAUUUGUGGUAUUUAAUGCAGUGUCUAUACGUAUAUUUUGACUUAUUAUAUCUUUGUAUCUUUUUGUUAAGUACUGUAUGCCAUCACAUUUACAAGUUAAAAUUAAACCUAAACCUACUUUUGUGAUACCUAUGUAUGAUAUAAAGCAAAUGGAAAAAUGUACACUUUGAUACAAACAAAAUAAACCUCCUCUCACUGUCAACUGUGUUUAUUUUAAGUAAACUUAACAUGUGUAAAUAUUUGUUCGAACAUAACAAUAUUCAACGACUGAGACAUAAACUGAACAAGUUCCACAGACAUGUGACUAACAGAAAUGGAAUAAUGUGUCCCUGAACAAAGGGGGGAUCAAAAUCAAAAGUAACAGUCAGUAUCUGGUGUGGCCACCAGCUGCAUUGAGUACUGCAGUGCAUCUCCCCCUCAUGGACUGCACCAGAUUUGCCAGUACUUGCUGUGAGAUGUUACCCCAUGUUGGAUUCUGUAUUUUACAUGAUAUCCAUUAGCAUAUAUAUGAUUAAAUAUUAUCUGAUGUU
Oncorhynchus gorbuscha (pink salmon) is the source of this 1917-nucleotide messenger RNA. RefSeq lists its product as uncharacterized. The coding region runs from base 298 to 1074 and encodes 258 amino acids. The transcript has 6 exons. NCBI's taxonomy places the organism in Eukaryota, Metazoa, Chordata, Actinopteri, Salmoniformes, Salmonidae. The record is from RefSeq and is a predicted model, not a curated record.